UGCCCUUGCCGGGGCCGGAGAUGGAUGCUGCCUGCUGCAGCUCGUGAGCUUCUGUUGAGCUGACGCUUGUUGAUGCCGCCGCAGCUCGUGCUACCAUUUCCAGACCGUCAGCUCGCACUAGUCGUUCGCGAUCACCAGCGCGUGCUUGACGGUGCGGUGAACACAGGUCCCCGCUGCUUUGGAUCCCUUCAACAACCGCAACCAUAAAAAGGACGGACACUGUCAUCCAGCGAUACCCACCGUAUAACGUCGCUGUCUCCCGGAGUAGACGGGGAGAGGGGGUCCAGUGCCAGCCGCAGCAUGAGCAUGGACCCCCUGGCCAAGCUCUGCCCGUCCCAGGCGGAGCACAACCCCGGGACCUUCAGCGGCCGACUGACCGCGCUGGAAGCGGCCGGGGAGGACAGCGAGUCCGGCUGCGGCGAAGAGAAGGCCAUGGGGGGCAGCGAUACGUUCAGUAGCCUCGUCGAGAUGGAGGUGGAGACGCUGGAGGAGAAAUUAAAGGGUCUGGCUUUUAGGAAACAGAUUUCGUAUAGGAAAGCCAUCUCGCGGUCGGGUCUCCAGCAUUUGGCCCCGGUCCACAAACCCAUGCCCCCCAUCACUAACGGACCAUCCAAGGAGAUGCGCUCGUCCGUCGACUGGACAGAGACUGCUGUGAACGGGGAACAUCUGUGGCUGGAGACCAGUUGUUCUGGAGAGCUGUGCUACCUGGGAGAAGACACAUGUGUACUGAAGACUGCAAAGUCUGCCCCCAGGAGGAAGUGUGCAGCGUGUAAGAUCGUAGUCCACACCGCCUGCAUCGAGCAGCUCGACAAGAUUAACUUCCGCUGUAAACCAACGUUUAGAGAAGGAGGCUCUCGCUGCCUCAGAGAUAAUAUGUUGAGGCACCACUGGGCCGGCGCCCAAGAGGGGAAAUGCAGACAGUGUGGAAGAGAGCUUCAGCAGAAGUUCUUCCACAGUAAAGAGAUUUGGGCCAUCAGCUGCUCCUGGUGCAAACAAGCUUUCCAUAACAUGACGUGUUUCCAGCUACAUCAGAUUGAGGACCCUGUUCUCUGGGCUCACGCCGGUCAUCGUCCCCCCUCCUGGAUCAUCAAAGUCAGGAAGCCACAGAGCUCGUUCAAAAACUCUACAAGGAGGAAAAAACGCACAUCGUUUAAAAGAAGGACCAGUAAGAAAGGAACUGACGAGUCAAAGUGGCGUCCGUUCAUGCUGAAGCCCCUUCCCUCCCCUCUGAUGAAACCUGUUCUAGUCUUUGUCAACCCCAAGAGUGGAGGCAACCAGGGUACCAAGGUGUUACAGACGUUCAUGUGGAUCCUGAACCCUCGCCAGGUGUUUGAUCUCUCCCAGGGAGGGCUCAGAGAGGCGUUGGAGUUGUACAGGAAAGUGCCAAACCUGCGUAUCCUGGCCUGUGGAGGAGACGGAACGGUGGGGUGGAUCCUGUCUGCUCUGGAUGAGUUAGGAAUGACCCCCCAUCCGCCUGUAGCUGUACUUCCUCUGGGGACAGGAAAUGACCUCGCCAGGACCCUCAACUGGGGAGGGGCGGCACUGCAGGUAGGAGGUCAUGGUGAGAGGCUGCACCAGUGUAGAGAGGUGACUCUGACCACCUUUAAGACCAUCGCUGUACAGGCCAAACAUCGGUACAGAAGAGCCAAAGACGCACCUCCGUUACCCCUGCUCAAUGACAUUCAGAAGGUGUGUGCGGCGGACCUGCGCCGCCUCUCUGCUCCCCCUGACUCCUUCUCUGUCCCCCAUGCUGUCCCCGAGCGCCUGCGCCUCAGAGUCAACCGCAUCAGUCUGCAGGACUACGACAGACUACAGUUCGACAGGGAACGACUCCGAGACAUCUCGAUCGCUGUGGGGAUUGUGGUGGUGAGAGGCGACUGUGACCUGGAGACCUGCAGACUCUACAUAGACAGGCUACAGGAGGUGAGAGACACACACAAAGACACGUGACACACUUGCAUACACACACCUGUGCACACACACUCAC
Molecule: messenger RNA, 1987 nt
Organism: Salvelinus sp. IW2-2015
Lineage: Eukaryota; Metazoa; Chordata; Actinopteri; Salmoniformes; Salmonidae
Source: RefSeq, a predicted model, not a curated record